Messenger RNA from Empidonax traillii (willow flycatcher), 1758 nucleotides. RefSeq names its product hyaluronidase 2 (gene HYAL2). Gene Ontology annotation, biological process: hyaluronan catabolic process; carbohydrate metabolic process. The record is from RefSeq and is a predicted model, not a curated record. The coding region runs from base 39 to 1454 and encodes 471 amino acids. NCBI's taxonomy places the organism in Eukaryota, Metazoa, Chordata, Aves, Passeriformes, Tyrannidae. Gene Ontology annotation, molecular function: hyaluronoglucuronidase activity; hyalurononglucosaminidase activity. The transcript has 3 exons.
CCCCCGUCUCCCGCCGCCCCCAGGCUCCGCCGGGCAGGAUGCGCGGGGGCUGCGCGGUGGCGGCGGUGGUGCCCUGGCUGGCCCUGCUGGCCCUGGCCCGGCAGCCUCCCGAGAAGCCGUCGGCCUCCCCCCAUGUCACCCGCCGCCCCUUCCUGGUGGCCUGGAACGUGCCCACCCAGGACUGCAAGCCCCGCUUCCAGGUGGAGUUUGACUUCAGCAUCUUCGAUCUGGACGCCUCCCCCAAUGAAGGCUUUGUGCGGCAGGACCUCACCAUCUUCUACAAGGAGCGCCUGGGACUCUACCCCUACUACACUCGCCAGGGUGUGCCCGUCAAUGGUGGUGUCCCCCAAAACAGCAACCUGUUGGAGCACCUGGACCGCCUUGAGGACGGCAUCACCAAGUACAUCCAGUCGCCCACCAGGGAAGGGCUGGCCGUCAUUGACUGGGAAGAGUGGCGGCCUGUCUGGGCUCGCAACUGGAAGCCCAAGGACAUCUACCGGGAGGUGUCACAGAGUCUGGUGUUCGAGCGUAACCGAAACUGGACCCGUGAGAUGGUGAACAAGCAGGCAGUGUUCGAGUUUGAGUCAGCUGCCCAGGAGUUCAUGGUGAGGACCCUGCGCAAGGCCAAGAGCAUCCGACCGAAGCAGCUCUGGGGGUUCUACCUGUUCCCUGAUUGCUACAACCAUGACUACAGCAAGAACAAGGAAAGCUACACUGGGCAAUGCCCGGACGUCGAGAAGACCCGCAAUGACCAGCUGGUGUGGCUCUGGAAGGAGAGCACGGCGCUCUACCCCUCCAUCUACCUCGACCCGCUCCUGGACUCCACUCCCAACAUCCGCAAGUUUGUGCGGGCACGGGUGAUGGAGGCCAUACGCAUCUCCCAGCAGCACCAUGACAACUACUCCCUGCCUGUCUUUGUCUACACCCGGCCCACCUUCAUCCGCAAGCUGAAUGUGCUCAGCCAGCUGGACCUGAUCUCCACCGUCGGAGAGAGCGCAGCACUGGGUGCAGCUGGAGCCAUUUUCUGGGGUGAGGCGGAUGACGCCAAAAACCGGGAGUUGUGUCAGACUUUGAAGAACUACCUGGAGGGGGACCUGGGGCGCUACGUCGUGAAUGUCUCAACAGCAGCAGAGCUCUGCAGCAAAACACUGUGCCAGGGCCAGGGGCGCUGCCUGCGCCAGAACAGCACCGCCGACGUCUUCCUCCACCUCAACUCCACCAACUUCCAGCUGCGGCGCCGGGAUGCAGACCACCCCAAGCACCCCCUCUUCUGGGUCGAGGGCCAGCUGUCCCCUGCUGAUAUCCUCUUCCUACGGACCCACUUUCACUGCCACUGCUACCAGGGCUGGCAGGGCAGUAGCUGUCAGACACCCACUGGCCUUGGCAAUGGUUCCCCUGGGCUCAUGGCACCACUAGGACUUGGGGUGCUGUUGCUGCUUGCAAGCUGGUGCUGACCCCCGCUGGACUGAGCUGCCCCUUUCUGUGGUGUAGGGGCCUAUUUAAGAUUAUCACUACCCUGCCUGGGAGGCAGCUUGUUAUGGGGGGCUGCCCUUCACUGUGAGGGGAGAGCUGUUUUGCCCCAUCUCUGCCCUCCCUGCUGCAAUGGGGAUGGAGGGAGGAGGGGGACCCCUCUCCUGUUGUAAGGAGAGGGAUGGGGGCAAGUGGGACAUGGGGGCGGGGAGUGGGUUCUGUGUGGUGCUGAGCCCCUGUGUGCUGCCCCACUCUCAAGUGCUUUACCUCGAAUAAAGCUGGUCCGAG